Solanum stenotomum is the source of this 465-nucleotide messenger RNA. RefSeq lists its product as uncharacterized. The record is from RefSeq and is a predicted model, not a curated record. The coding region runs from base 24 to 374 and encodes 116 amino acids. The transcript is spliced from 3 exons. Lineage: Eukaryota; Viridiplantae; Streptophyta; Magnoliopsida; Solanales; Solanaceae.
UCUAAUUGUGUUGUGGACAGGGUAUGGACCUUGAUACUUUUCCUGGUUGUUCUAUGCUUGUUGAUGCAUAUCCGAUAAAUAUGUCCGAUCCCACCACCGAGGAGGAGGCUAUGAUAAUUUAUGAGCUGGUUGAUCUUGCUCUCGACAUAUACAAUCAUGAUGAAUCCAAUCUUUUUAAGUACAAGUUCAUCAAGGUUGAGAAAGUGAACACUCGGCUCACAGGAUAUGCUGAAUUUUUCAUUACUGUGAAAUUCUUAAAUGUCACUAUUGCUACUGUUGUUGAAACUUUUCAAAUAUAUGCCGGUCAAAGUAUGUGUAGGCGUCAUUUUAAAAGAGUCUUUUCUUGUGUACCAAAAUCAGGGGCGUUGAUGUAAUUGCCAAGAUGGAAGAGAGGGACAUACACUUUAUUAUGUGGUAGGUACUACUAAUACACGGUAUACUUCAACGAACAACAUUCUCCUUCUG